Molecule: messenger RNA, 274 nt
Organism: Trematosphaeria pertusa
Lineage: Eukaryota; Fungi; Ascomycota; Dothideomycetes; Pleosporales; Trematosphaeriaceae
Exons: 2
Coding region: 85-252 (55 amino acids)
Source: RefSeq, a predicted model, not a curated record
GCUAGCGAGCAUGUUCGUCCGACGGUUAGAGAUCUUUGAGGGAUGAAAAGUUCUGUGAAAGUGAAAUGAGCAGUUUCGUGCCUCAUGGGUUGCGGUAUUUUCUUGGUCUUCACGCACGAUAUCGUUACGCUUUUCAUAAGAGUUUGGCUGUAUGUUCUUUGCCCUAGCGCUUUCCUUGAGGCGCUGAUACCACUAUUUCUAGUCUCACUAGGCAAUGUGCCUGUUUCGUCUCAGUGCACUCUAGUGCACUAGUCACGACUACCUUUUAGUAUGU